This is a messenger RNA of Dreissena polymorpha, 2683 nucleotides long. RefSeq lists its product as uncharacterized. Gene Ontology annotation, cellular component: ribonucleoprotein complex. The transcript has a single exon. Gene Ontology annotation, biological process: retrotransposition. Gene Ontology annotation, molecular function: single-stranded RNA binding. NCBI's taxonomy places the organism in Eukaryota, Metazoa, Mollusca, Bivalvia, Myida, Dreissenidae. The record is from RefSeq and is a predicted model, not a curated record. The coding region runs from base 840 to 1703 and encodes 287 amino acids.
UGUAACGCACACGAACCAGUCAUUCGCAAAUUCAGCUAGACUAAGUCCUGAUGCAUGUAAUUAGCAAAUAGAACCGGUCUACAAAGACCUCAUGAGGCACUAUUUAAAAUAACGGCUUCAAUGGAAAUUUUUGAGGUAAUCUUAAGAGAGAAAGGUACACUAAUAUUAAUUCAAAUGUCUUUAUUUGAUGUAUGUCAUUUACUCAUGCCAUUAGAAUUAAGACUGAUAUGUUUGGUUAUGCGGAUGGUAUUUUUUGCAUUAUAUUCCAAGGUAACACAAUAAAGACGUAUACGCGAACUACAAUUUUAUAAACAAACAAUCAUUACAAAUGUACAAAAUGUCGAUACCAUAUAUUUGCAUGGCACAUAUGUUUGACAUAAAUCACGAGAAGUAUAGCACAUCAUUAAAUUCGCAUGACUAGGGCUUGGUGCGUUGUUUUGUCGUUUAUUGUGUUCUUGGAAAGGUAUGGCCCUAUAAAGGGCUUCCGGUGGCGGACAUAUUGGUUGUUUGUUUUUUGUCGUCUGUGUUUUUGCUAAAUAUCUCGAUGUGCUGACUCUUCUAAAAGAUUGUGUUGGGUGUGUAGUUGUGUGUUGUGAAGCCUAGAAAUGGUUUAGUGGACUAGUUCAUGAAAACCCAUGGAAAUACAGCUGAAAAACGUCAAGCAAAUGUGAGUCUAUAUCUUUAUGAAACAUUCUAUUUUUAGAGAAAACCUAAGCUAAAUUUAGAAACAAACAGUGUGCACUACGGUAUAAACUGCUUUAAAUCUGCUUUAAUCUGCUAUUGUCAUCGCGCCCACCGACUGCCCAAUCUACACUGCUCAAAUAAAAAAGUGUAUCACGAUGAGUUUUGACGAAUCUACACCGAAUGCUGCUGCGAAAACCAAAAGGACAAUUUCAGUCUUGUCCACCCCUGAGCAGGGGGGUGAUCAAAAGAAGAAUAGGUUUGACAGCGGCUCAGGUUGCGAUUUUAAUUAUACCUUUGACAACAUGGCAGAAAUCGAAAAAGCUGAGGUCAACCUAGAUGAAAAAACCAUGAAUUCAAUUAUUAAAGCUGUUAAAGAGUCCGUUCAAGCAUCUUUCUCAAACCAAAUGCAAAGCAUGUUGGAAUCAAUUGCAGCCGGGGUUGUAGAAAGGCUAUCCAAUCGGAUCGAGUGUCUUGAAAAUGACAACCAGGUACUACGCAACGAGAACAACAUGUUGCGAGAUCGAGUGACUGACCUGGAAAACCAGAUGUAUGCCGGCGAGCAAUACAGCAGGCGUAACAAUGUUCGAAUCUUUGGUGUCCCGGAAAGCCCAGAGUCAAAUGAAUGCACGGAUGAUGUUGUGAUGAGCUUGUGCAAGACUCUUGGCGCUGAUGUGUGUAUCAAUGAAAUUGAUCGGUCACAUAGAACCGGUAAACGCGGCGGACGCAAACCUCGACCUAUUAUAGUAAAGUUUACCAGCUACAGGGCCAAACAAAAGAUGUACACCAAACGACGUGACCUAAAGACAUGCAGCGGGCUCGAGCACAUCUUCAUUAACGAAGACUUAACACACCACCGCUCGCAGCUGCUUUUCGUCGCACGUGGACUGGCGAAGUCCAAAAACAUUCAAGGUGCCUGGUCAUCGGAUGGCAAUAUUCUGAUUAAGGUAACUGAGCAAGGCGAAUCGACCGUCAAACGCAUUGGAUGUGAAUCGGAACUUGAAAAAUACAAACUCAUGUAAAUAUAGUGCUAUACUUUUUUUAUCAGUAUAUAUUCAAUCCGCUGUUGAGCCUUUUACAUGCACGUAUAUCACGUGUUUUCACCCUCUGUGUUUAUGUAUUUACCACUUGAGUAAGAUAGCAAGUCCCGUUAUCAUGUGUCACCUUUUGUCUGUAAUUAAAAUAACCCUGAACAAUUUGUUAACCAGCGCCUGAAGCAAAUAUGCAUGAGUUAUAAACAUAAUGUAAAAUUUUAAUUUUCCUGAAGUGGAAAUAUUUAUGAAAAAAAACAUUAUGCAUAUGUACUAUGUACUUCUCAUCAAAAGUAAAUAAUUUGUAUUUGUCAUAAGUUUACCUUAUAAUAAUAUGAUGUUGCUACUGUCCCUUCUAUUGACCUUUAUUUGACCUUCAUUUGAUGCACGAUUUCCUGUAGUGUUUUGUUUUCAAUUUCAUAGCCUGUGACUUUCGUGACUUUAGUUGUAAAUCUCGAUAUCACUUGGUACCGUAUGCUUAUAAUUAAACCAACGCUGAUUUGUAAAUAACGAAACGUACAAAUGAUACGAUCUCAUAUGGUAGUCAAUGAAAAUAUGACUUCAACAUUUCCAUUUCUAUCUCAAUAACAUAUUAACAUGUUUGCCUGGCUUCUUAUGUAUAUUGCAUAAAACUUGCCAUUGUUAUGUCGUACAUUGUGUACAUAAUAAUAUUUUACUAUGUAUCUUUAGUAAAUCAAAUGCUUUUUACAUUGAUAACUAAACACAUGGUUGUUUUUUCUCCAUUGAGAAAAAGUACAAUAAAUACUAUAUCUAGUAUUGUCAUUAAAACUUACAAAAUACUACAUCCAUUAAUAUAAUACUACUAACAUAUAUUGGCUUAUACGCUCUAUGAUUUUAAAGUUUAAAUCAUUGGCUUCUAUUAUAAUUUUGGUAUCUUGGUUGAUAAUAUAAAGUUAUGCAAGUAGUGUCAAAACUUUUAAAACAUUCAAUGUGUAGAUCCAGGCUUGAUU